This is a messenger RNA of Sinocyclocheilus grahami, 768 nucleotides long. Its product is annotated as retinal-specific ATP-binding cassette transporter-like. The transcript has 4 exons. The coding region runs from base 1 to 741 and encodes 246 amino acids. The record is from RefSeq and is a predicted model, not a curated record. NCBI's taxonomy places the organism in Eukaryota, Metazoa, Chordata, Actinopteri, Cypriniformes, Cyprinidae.
AUGGCCUUCCUCUCACAGCUUGUGGAGAGGCCCAGCUCCCAGGACUUGAUGCGGGUUAUGUACUCCAUCUUCCAGUCCGGGGGUCCCUCGUCCUUAAGUCAGCUGAUGUCCACUGUAUCGGAUCUCUUCUGCGGAUACCCAGAGGGUGAGAUCACCCGGGUCUUCUCCUUUAAUUGGUAUGAGGACAACAACUACAAGGCUUUCCUAGGCAUCAACAGCUCCAGAGGACACGACAGCUACACCUAUGACACGACAGCAACUCCAUUUUGUAAUGCAUUGAUGCAGAACCUAGAGUCGAACCCUGUUAUGAAAAUCAUGUGGAAUUCAGUGAAGCCUCUGGUGAUGGGGAAGAUCCUCUACACCCCAGACUCCCCAGCUGUCAGAAAGAUAUUAAAAAGUGCCAACACUACUUUUGAGGAGCUAGAGAGGUUGCAGAAAAUGGGGAAGGUCUGGGAAGAGGUGGGUCCGCAGCUCUGGGAAUUCUUUCAGAACAGCGUUCAAAUGAACAUGAUACGGGACACACUUAGAAACCCCACAGUGAUGGACUUUUUGGACAGGCGUCUUAAAGAAACACAGUUGUCCUCCAAAGACAUCCUUAACUUCCUGCACAAUGGCCCAGAGCAGGACAGAUAUAUGAACAUGACAAACUUUGACUGGAGAAACGUCUUUAGUCUGGCUGAUCAGGUUAUUCGUAUGUUCAACCGGUACAGUGAGGUAAGGGCAGUCAUCAAUUCAAUUUAGGUUUAGGGAUAAGUUAGUUAGAACUGA